AUGGCUGAUCUUCAGGAUUUGGACAGGCACCUAGCCUCACUACAGGCAAGUCCUGCAACACUGGCUGUUCUCAAGGACCUUCAUACCCAGGCUCUCAAUGAGCCCCCGUACGUCAGCACAGAUAGUCAACCUGCUUCAGUGGCGCUGGAAAGAUUCGUGGCCCUGGAGCCGGACAAGUGCGCUCUGGUUUACCUCCUCCUGCGCGCUACGGGGGCAAGACAUGUCGUCGAGGCCGGGACCUCUUUUGGCGUCAGCACUAUCUGGCUUGCCCUCGCCGUAGGACAAAAUGCAACAGCACAAGGUGCCAAUGGCAAAGUGAUCGCUACAGAGAACGAGCCUGUCAAAGCCAGGAAAGCUCGAGAGCACUGGAACAGGGCGGGGCCUGAGGUUGAAUCCUGGAUCCAACUUAGAGAGGGUGACCUGCGAGAGACGCUGAAGACUGAUCUGCCUGAGGAAAUUGACUUUUUAUUACUUGACAUCUGGUCGCGGCUUGCGAUGCCUACACUCGCUCUUGUGAAACCGCAUCUCAAACCCGGCGCCUUGAUCGUCAUUGACAACAUCAUCUCUGGUCAAGCUGGUUACAAGGAUCUGAUUGAGCAUCUGGACGAUCCUAAGAAUGGGUUCAAGACAACCACGGCUCCAUAUAACGGUGGUUUGCGAGUAGCUGUAUACCUGGGUCAUUAG
Molecule: messenger RNA, 684 nt
Organism: Colletotrichum abscissum
Lineage: Eukaryota; Fungi; Ascomycota; Sordariomycetes; Glomerellales; Glomerellaceae
Exons: 2
Coding region: 1-684 (227 amino acids)
Molecular function (GO): O-methyltransferase activity
Source: RefSeq, a predicted model, not a curated record